UCGACUCAAUUUGGCUUCGUUACUCGCAGUAGGGUUGCAGCAGAUAAACGCCACCACUCUUCUUUCUUUCCUUUUCUCUCUGUCUCUUCUCAUUUCGCAGCCUUCUGAUACAUUAAAAAAAAAAAGCCUUAACAAAACCCUCUCUAUCUCUCUGUAAAAUUUUCUCGCCUCUAAAUCCUUCGUAUUUCUAUCUAUCCUACAAUCUCAAUCUCAUUCAUUAACGAUGGGAGCUUCUUUGCCUCCCAAAGAGGCCAACCUCUUCAAGCUCAUCGUUAAAUCAUAUGAAACUAAACAAUACAAGAAGGGAUUGAAGGCAGCAGAUGCUAUAUUAAAAAAGUUUCCAGAUCAUGGAGAAACUUUAUCAAUGAAGGGUUUGACCUUAAAUUGCAUGGAUCGUAAAUCUGAAGCAUAUGAACUUGUCCGGCUUGGCUUAAAGAAUGACCUAAAAAGUCAUGUUUGCUGGCAUGUUUAUGGUCUCCUUUAUCGGUCUGAUAGAGAAUAUAGGGAGGCCAUCAAAUGCUAUCGAAAUGCAUUGAGAAUAGAUCCAGACAAUAUUGAAAUACUGAGGGACUUGUCUCUCUUGCAGGCACAAAUGCGAGAUUUGACCGGUUUUGUUGAGACCAGACAACAGCUUCUAACCUUGAAACCAAAUCAUCGCAUGAAUUGGAUUGGUUUUGCUGUUGCUCACCAUUUAAACUCAAAUGCUUCAAAAGCAGUUGAAAUUCUGGAAGCAUAUGAAGGCACAUUAGAGGAUGAUUAUCCUCCAGAAAAUGAACGAUGUGAGCAUGGUGAAAUGCUUUUAUACAAGAUCUCUUUAUUAGAGGAAUGUGGCUCUUUUGAGAGAGCUCUUGAAGAGUUGCACAAGAAAGGGUCAAAAAUUGUUGAUAAGUUGGGGUAUAAAGAGCAGGAAGUCUCUCUUCUGGUGAAGCUUGGUCGCCUUGAAGAGGGGGCUGAAUUAUACAAGGUGUUGCUUGCCAUGAAUCCUGACAAUUACAGAUAUUAUGAAGGUCUACAAAAAUGUGUUGGGCUAUAUUCAGAAAAUGGCCACUAUUCUGCUGAUGAAAUUGAUAAGUUGGAUAGCUUGUAUAAAUCACUUGGGCAGCAGUAUACUUGGUCAUCUGCUGUUAAGAGAAUACCACUUGAUUUUCUCCAAGAAGACAAGUUUCAUGAAGCUGCAGACAAUUAUAUUAGGCCCCUCCUUACCAAGGGUGUUCCUUCAUUAUUCUCAGAUCUUUCUCCAUUGUACCACCACGCUGUCAAGGCAGACAUACUGGAAAAACUUAUUCUUGAGUUGGAGCGUUCAAUUAGGUUGACUGGGAGAUACCCAGGGAGGACAGAGAAAGAACCUCCUUCAACACUUAUGUGGACAUUAUUUUUCUUGGCUCAGCACUACGACAGGCGGAGCCAUUAUGAGAUUGCUUUAACUAAAAUUGAUGAGGCUAUAGAACACACUCCAACUGUGAUUGAUUUGUACUCGGUCAAGAGCCGGAUUUUGAAGCAUGCUGGAGAUUUGGCAGCUGCUGCAGCAUUGGCAGAUGAAGCAAGAUGCAUGGAUCUUGCUGACCGCUACAUAAAUAGCGAAUGUGUCAAACGUAUGCUGCAAGCUGAUCAGGUGGCUUUGGCAGAAAAAACUGCUGUGUUAUUUACUAAAGAUGGUGAUCAGCAUAAUAACCUUCAUGACAUGCAGUGCAUGUGGUAUGAACUUGCUUCUGGUGAGAGUUACUUCCGCCAAGGUGAGCUUGGACGGGCUCUGAAGAAAUUUUUAGCUGUCGAGAAGCACUAUGCUGAUAUUACUGAGGAUCAAUUUGACUUCCAUUCCUAUUGCUUAAGGAAAAUGACUUUACGUGCCUAUGUGGCAAUGCUUAAAUUUCAAGAUAGGUUACAUUCACAUGCAUAUUUUCACAAAGCAGCUGCAGGAGCUAUCAGAUGUUACAUAAAAUUGCAUGAUUCUCCCGCUAAGUUGACAAGUGAAGAAGAUGAUGAAAUGUCAAAGUUGCUGCCUUCUCAGAAAAAGAAAAUGAGACAAAAGCAGAAAAAGGCAGAAGCUCGAGCUAAGAGAGAGGCUGAGGUAAGGAACGAAGAAUCAAGUUCUAGUGGUGUUUCUAAGUCCGGAAAGCGACAUGUCAAACCUGUAGAUCCAGAUCCAAAUGGAGAAAAGUUAUUGCAGGUUGAAGAUCCAUUGUUGGAAGCUACCAAGUACUUGAAACUGCUUCAGAAGAACUCACCUGACUCUUUAGAGACUCACUUGCUUUCAUUUGAAGUAAACAUGAGAAAGCAUAAAAUUUUGCUUGCUCUACAGGCUGUGAAGCAAUUGCUAAGGUUGGACGCCGAAAAUCCUGAUUCUCAUCGCUGCUUGAUAAGAUUCUUUCAUAAAGUGGGCUCAAUGACUGCUCCUGUGACAGAUGCUGAGAAACUUAUUCGGUGUGUCUUAGAAGCAGAACGACCAUCAAUCAGUGAAUUGCAUGAGAAAUCUCUGAUCGAGGCAAACAAAUUUUUCUUUGAAAAACACAAAGAUUCUUUGAUGCAUAGAGCUGCAGUUGCAGAGAUGCUACAUGUUCUUGAACCAAACAAGAAAUCUGAGGCUAUCAAAUUAAUUGAAGAUUCAGCCAACAACCUUGUGCCAGUAAAUGGAGCACUUGGACCAGUAAAGGGAUGGAAACUCAAAGACUGCAUUGCAGUCCACAAACUACUGGAAACAGUUCUCGCUGACCAUGAUGCUGCAUCAAGGUGGAAAGUGCGUUGUUCUGAAUACUUCCCAUACUCUACAUACUUUGAGGGCAACUGCAGCUCUACCAUGCCAAACUCGGCCUAUAAUCAAAUAGGCAAGAACCACGAGAAUGGUAGUGCAAGCCUUCCUGGAGGUGGCAAACUUGCGGAUUCCAUUGCAUCAAAUGGAAAGCUAGAGGAGGCUUUUAAGGAGAUCACCAUCUAAAUAUGAUGCUGAAUGCACGCAGCAGUUAAUGCAGAAUUGCACUACGAUUUAAUGGUUAACUGGCAUAACCGAACAGCAGCAGAAAAGUACAUUUAGAGGACAUUUCUUUGCUGCUCCCUCAGAGGAAUCAUUUUGAGGUUGUGCAAGUGAUAUCUAUCCCCUCUGCUGUUGCUUUGAGAUCAAGGUUUCGAUUUUUCAGCAGUUCUACCGAGCCCAAUUGUUUAAAAUGCAUUCAUUUGCAAAUAUGUGUAACUUCAUUGUGUCUUAGGGUUCUAAUUUAUUUUAGUUUACUCAGAGGUGAGAUGUUAGACAAGGGUGGUUCUCUGGGUCUUUGCCAACAUUUCUGAGGUUAUUUUAUCUUUUAGGUCAGGGGGAGCACGACAGAAAUUUUUUUGAGCACUGGUCCUACAUCUGGUCAGCAUAGAACAAUUUCUUGUAGAGCUGAUCUCAAGAGCUUGUUGUACUUUUGCCCAUUCUAGUAACUGUUAUUUCAUGUAUAAACACUACAUAUUGUGAAAAAUUUUGCUACAAGAUUCAUACAAUAGCAUAGUUGUGUUCGUUUU
Messenger RNA from Manihot esculenta (cassava), 3495 nucleotides. RefSeq names its product N-terminal acetyltransferase A complex auxiliary subunit NAA15. Gene Ontology annotation, biological process: N-terminal peptidyl-methionine acetylation. The record is from RefSeq and is a predicted model, not a curated record. Gene Ontology annotation, cellular component: cytoplasm. NCBI's taxonomy places the organism in Eukaryota, Viridiplantae, Streptophyta, Magnoliopsida, Malpighiales, Euphorbiaceae. Bases 224 to 2932 code for a protein of 902 amino acids. The transcript is spliced from 26 exons. Gene Ontology annotation, molecular function: protein binding; protein-N-terminal amino-acid acetyltransferase activity.